This is a messenger RNA of Suillus subalutaceus, 936 nucleotides long. RefSeq lists its product as uncharacterized. Bases 1 to 936 code for a protein of 311 amino acids. The transcript has 4 exons. The record is from RefSeq and is a predicted model, not a curated record. NCBI's taxonomy places the organism in Eukaryota, Fungi, Basidiomycota, Agaricomycetes, Boletales, Suillaceae.
AUGUCUUUCAAGAGCAAUGCUGACCAAGGCACCGAUGGUCCAGAAGAAGUGCUCAAGGCAGGUGCACUCUACCGCGAGUGUGAUAUCGUUAACCCUCGGAUGCCAAGUCCUACGAUGACAGACGCUGCCGACGCGCAGCUAGCUAAGUCGGUUUACUUGGCUGGUAACGAUGUUGAUGAUGACGGGGGAUACACACAGGCCACAGACUUGACGGCCACUACUGCUGCAGACGGCACACAAUUGCAAGGACAUCCUGAGGCUGCCUCCGAGUCUGAAGAGGCGCCUCAAGCCCCUGCGUUCUCUCUCAAUUUCCAGCCCGAAGUCAUUGACGAUGAGGUGGAUGAACAACUGUCCGCUCCACUGUCUGCCAUAUCACCGCAUCUAACGGUGUCUAGCGGUGACGUGUUGACGUCUACCCCCGAUUCUGCACAAACAAGUUCCACCCAACCGUCAUCCAGGGCCGUAUCGCUUGGUAAGCGUCCGCGAAGUUUGUCUGACACAAGUGAUAGUAGCCAGGAUGUACCUUCUGUGCCAAGCACUCGUCUGAUUAUCAAGAUUUCUCCCUCAGCAGCACGCCUCAGCUCUCUUCAAGCGAAGAAUGGCGUCAUUUCAAGUUCCCGUUUUCCGUGUGCGCAGUCUGAGCAGGGUUUGAAUGCAUCGGACACUCAGCCUGAGGACCCACAAGAAGAAUACUGCUGGUGUCGAGGGCCGGAAUCUGGAGAAAUGGAUGGGAGGCCUCUCAAGCAUCCAGACAUGCCGCGUAUCAUCCGUCCCCCUGAGCUGACGUUCUACAAGCUAUCCGACGGUCAAGUCAAAGACGAAUGGGGCUUGCCCAGCGACGUUCAAGUUUGGUCGAUGGCCUGCACGAUAUGGGAGAUAGCAUUCUCAGACGUGAUGCUCACAUAUGGCAGCGACGACGAUAACAUGCUUAUCUAG